CGAGGAGCUGGGUAUUGGCGACGCUGCGGGACUUUUAAACAGCGAUCAAGGACUGAGAAAAUCGGAAGUGUCCCGGGAAAAGCCGGACUGUUGGGCGCUUACUGUCCUGUGGAAACAACAUGACGUCUGUCACUUUAGCCACAUCUGAGUGGAUCAGUUUCUUUAAGGAGGCUGGAAUCCCCCCAGGGCCAGCUGUCAACUAUGCUGUGACAUUUGUGGAUAACAGGAUUCAAAAAAGCAUGCUGAUGGAUCUAAACAAGGAGAUCAUGCACGAAUUGGGUAUAUCGGCUGUUGGAGAUGUUAUCGCAAUCUUGAAACAUGCCAAGGUAGUACAUAGACAGGACUUAUGUAAAUCUCUGACGGAACAGCCAAGUCGGACUAGCACCCAGACAGAGCUGCGAAAGAGUGCCAACAGUCCGGCUACAAGGAUGAUUGCCAACAGUCUGAGCAGAGACUCUCCACCAUCCACUCCUAUACACAGGCCUGACACAAGCAGCUCCAAAAUUUCUGUUACUGUCUCUAACAAAGUAGCACUGAAGAAUUCACAAGCAGUUUUGUCCACUCCUGCUGAAGACAUUUCUGAUGUGCCAGUUAAACGACGCAGAGUAACUGCAGAGAUGGAAGGAAAGUACAUAAUAAACAUGCCUAAAGGGACUACUGCAAGAACUAAGAAAAUCCUGGAAGAGCAGGCAGCAAAAGGCACGGGCAGAACAUCUGUCUUUGACAGGCUGGGAGCGGAAAGCAAAGUUGACACUACAACAGGAAGUAAGCCUACUGGAGUUUUCAGUCGGUUAGGAGAUUCAUGUGAGGAAGAAAGGGCACCUGAGAGUGAUGAGGAUGGCUCUGUACUGCAGUAUGCAGGCGUCUUAAAGAGAAAAAGAAUUCCUGUGAUCAGGGAGAGGCUAGGAGCUGGGGUAACCAUUAAAGCCAAAGCUACCAGUUCAGAGCAGAAACCUGCCAUCACUACACUCCGAAGACUUGCUAGCAAACCACCAGCUAGUGCACCCCCCAAACUCUCCACCUCCAAGAUCAGCAUUGCACAGAGGCUGGGUACUAUUCAGCAAAGUGGCCCAGUGGAAGUUGUCAAAAGGAAGGUACCUUCAGCAAAGUUAAUACAGCGACUGGGAAAGCCACAGGCAGCUCCUCAGGACAGCAAGGUUAGUAGCUCAAAACCACCACCUGGGGCAUUCAGAGUGACCAUCAAGAGGACUUUGGGGAACACCAAAGUGAGCAGCACAAGUGAUAACAGCAGUGCCCAGAUGGAUAAUACAAGGAUCGUCAGUGUCUUCAAGAGGCUUGGCAGGAAAUCUGUCUAAGUGAAGCUCCAUAAAAUUGUGCAUUUGAAUUUUAGCUUCCUUUUCCAAAGGAGGGCAAGAUGGAAAUUACUAAAGUUAGGAUGGACAGUCAACUUCCUCUGAAGCUUUGCCAUAUCUCGUGUUUGGCUUUGUGUGCCUUGAUUCACCUUAUCAAUGCACAGAGGGACAUUUUAUGUACUAUAUAGUGAGACUCAAGUAGCAAAGCCUGCAUUGUCAGCCCUCAGCUAAAUUAUGCAGCAAGUACAAUCUGAACUUAAUAAUUUAAGUGGAUGUACGCUGUUGAUUAUUUAUUCCAUUGCGGAAAUAGAAUCUUGACAGGUCUGAAAUUUUUUUAAUUAAAUAUUUUGCUAAUG
Molecule: messenger RNA, 1669 nt
Organism: Xenopus tropicalis (tropical clawed frog)
Lineage: Eukaryota; Metazoa; Chordata; Amphibia; Anura; Pipidae
Gene: c8h19orf47
Product: chromosome 8 C19orf47 homolog
Exons: 9
Coding region: 120-1316 (398 amino acids)
Source: RefSeq, marked provisional